Molecule: messenger RNA, 1085 nt
Organism: Poecilia latipinna (sailfin molly)
Lineage: Eukaryota; Metazoa; Chordata; Actinopteri; Cyprinodontiformes; Poeciliidae
Exons: 5
Coding region: 42-836 (264 amino acids)
Source: RefSeq, a predicted model, not a curated record
UACAACUCCAAGGUCUCUUCAGGGUAAAACAUCCUUCUUAUAUGAUUGCAGUUUUAGCUUCAGCUUCUUCAGUGGAAACACAGAGUGAAGGAAAGAGGAAGGAAAGAGCCAUCGGAGCCGUCAGAUCAACGCCUGAGACAACAAAGAUGGGUCGCCUGUCCUUGAUGAUGUUUUCUCUGGCCGUGUUGCUGUUUGCUGCAAACAGUUUAGAGCCUGUGAACGAAGCCCUGCUAGAAGAUCUAGUUCCACAAAUCUUGAAUCGCUGCCUUGGUCAAUGGAACGGCCCCAUGUACAGUCUGGCUGUAAGAAUCCCACUCAACAGUGAAACUAAUAUGUAUGAUAUCAACCAAGUAACUGAUGCUGCCGACGAAAUACAGAAGAAAAUCUUAAAAUCUGAGGUGUACACUGGAACAAGGGUUGUGGCGGCCACAGCUGCUCCUGGAGAGCAUGCAGAGUAUCGUACUCUGCAGAACUUGAACACCAUACUCAAUAAUCGAAAUACAGAAAAUGACCUGUUGUUUAUUUAUGUCUAUGCUUCUCCAUGUGCUACGAGAUGUACAAACAUCAGGAAUAAGGGUAAUAUUCUGGAUCUCUUAAAAGGCUAUAAAAAAUAUAAGCCUGUCUUUGUGUUUUCUAAAAUAUUCAAGCCUCUUGGCAUUCGAGCUGAGGAUUCUGCAGAGGAUCCGCAGGUCGCUCUGAGGAACCUGGGGGGAGCAAUCGGUCUGCAGAGCAUAUUUCGUUGUGAUAAAGUGAAUUAUAUAAUGAGAUGUGUAAACUGUAAGAGCAAUGGAAAUGUUGCUGGGUGGUGUUAUGAUGAUAAUCAACCACCAGCCUAAAAAGGCAGGGAGUAGAUAGAUGGGGCUCCCAUGAUUCAUUACAUGAACUUUAGCUUUGCAGGAACAUGAGAUUUAUUCUUAAAAUAAUAUCUAAGUAUUUGUUAGUCAACUGAGUCCAUGUAGCUUAUUUGAAUCUAACCCAAGCAAUUAGAGAUUAACUGAUUUCACUGACCAAGAAAUGAUGAUGAAAACUGUAUUUUGUAUUUAUUCAGGUCAUUUUUGUGUGUUUUUAAAGUUUGUUUCAUAAUC